Molecule: messenger RNA, 2835 nt
Organism: Ruditapes philippinarum (Manila clam)
Lineage: Eukaryota; Metazoa; Mollusca; Bivalvia; Venerida; Veneridae
Exons: 3
Coding region: 50-871 (273 amino acids)
Source: RefSeq, a predicted model, not a curated record
GCAUCCGGGUUGCAUCGUAUUUUAACAAUAUCGUUUCACAUUGUAAAAUAUGUUGAAAGCCUGGCUGUUAAUUCUCUUUUUGGGAGAUAUUAAAUUUGUGCUUUCGGAUGAGCCUUUGUCGCCAAGUUAUUUUCAAGAGCUAUUGUUGGAGAAAAUGACCAAGAUAGAUUUGAAUGUUCAGAAAGUAAUGGAAAGAUAUGAUAAGAUUGAUAAAGAAAAGGAACAAGAAAAUAACGACAUUUCUAGGUUUUCGACCACUGGACAAAAGGUUCUGCUAGUGAAAGAUCUUGAAAAAGAUGGAUGGAACAUGGUAUUUCGUGCAACAUCAAGUAAUGGGCAAAACGUUUUUGACGCAUGGACAAAAGGGAUUGGCAUUUGCUCUGACAAACCAAAAUCUAUGGUACGAUCGUAUUCAAGUCACUACAGAAACAAUGUUGUCUCAAACUGGGCCAAUAUUGGAGUAAAGUAUGUCAAAUAUGCGUACUACGAAAACAACCAGGAAGUAGCCUACGUCAUAUUCAACGGAUCCGGAAGUGAUAUCAACUCUUGGUUUGACAAACACCGUAUUAUUGCAUCAAGCUACACAGACCUUACAACAACCCAGAAGUACAACUUUUUCUCGGUCGUUGGAAAUUACGUUCCAAAAAGCCGGGAACGUCGCUUUUUCAUCAAUACAUUAUAUAACACAUGUGCCGGAGACUCUGGUUAUCUGGUCGUUUCGGAAGAUGAACCUCCCAAUAAUCUUUGCAGUUGGGAUAAACAUGCGAGUUAUCCACAAUUUUUAUACUCGAAGAUUAACUCCGUCGACCUCUGGGGCAGUCAAUUGUUUGGAAGAGCCGACUAUAUGGCGAUUUUCGUCAAAACUGAAUAGACAGAAACUGAGUAUUCAGUAUUUUAAUGCGGUGUUUGAAUCAAGCGAGUUUUAAUUUAUACGUAAGCUUAACUUAGCCCAUUGAAUUAAGACUAAAAUUUCGUUCUUACGAAAAUUGAUCGUCAGAUUCACUGCAUCAUAAUAAUUUAAAGAUAUAUUAGUUAAAUUAAAACAAAUGAUUAUAUACAUGUAUAGUUACGUGUACUACAAACUAGAAAUACUUGUAUUUACUUUCUUGAUGAAAAUUAUGUUAAAAUAACAAUUAAGCGUAGCAAAUACUUUUCAAAGAUUCUCAAUAUUUAUUGUUAGACAUUUUAAACAGUUAUUUAUUUAUGUACUGAAUAUUUGUUUAUCAUAUUCUAGUAUUUGAUAAAGUUCUUAUCAGAAUUAGUGAGGUUCCGGUAAGUUUUAAGUGGCUAAUUACUUCCUUCCUUACCUACGAUACUGUUCAGUUUCCAAUAAUUGUUCCCCUUUACAUUGUACCUACAUGCGAUAAACUCAAAACACGUUGUUUAAGAAUCGUACUAAUAUUUUUCUUUCCAUGAAAAAAGAUACGAAAACAACUCAUUAAUGAAUAAAUUGUUAAAUAAAAUGACAUUUUUGAUAAUGACAUAAUAUUUUCAAUUAUCCUUUAAUCUUAAGCAUCUCCCCACCAAAUGCAUGUGCAUUUUUCUGAAAUCUGUAAAAUUGUUUGCAUGACUGAACAUUUUUUACAAAUUAUAUCAUUUACCCUUUCAUGUGAGGGAGCGUCAGUGGUUCUACCCAGGUGCCAGUUCGUGCCUGAAAUAAUUCCAAGUAAAGUUGGAAAGUCUCCAUAUGAUUUUUGUAGUGUCGGUGCGCAGCAAAAAUAACACAUGUUAGUUAGUUAGUUUUGUAAUGUUGACUAAAAUAUUUAUACAAAGGUAACAUUUCUUUGUUACAGUAUAAAACCUGGUCACGUGACCUUAUUUAUUUUCUCGAUUCAGCCCCUUAUUUUUUGAAGUUCAUCAGGAAGGGGCAUCACCAGGAUGACUAUGGCACCGAAAAAUGUAGUUCUUUCCUCUUUUCGCGUCUUAAAAGUCUUUUGGUUGAAAGAUCAAAAACUGAACAUUUGUUUUCAUCGGAAUUUAUUUCAUCGGAAUAAUUAUGUGCAAAAUGAAACAAGCAGACAAUUAAAGCUUUAACAAAGGAUUAUUUAAGAAAAUUAAUGAGUGAAACAUGACAGGUGUGGUAGACGGAUGUAGGAUAUUAUUGUAGAUGAACUUUGUCAAAAAACCAUGUGAAUAAUACUCUGGAUAGGACCAGGUUUCACAGAUCAUAACCGUAUAAAUGUAUUUGUGUUUUUAUUGAGGUUUUGUUUCUAAAUUAACCACAGCUUAUUGUAUUUUUUUGACUGAUUUAUAUCAUCCUUUGCUUAAAGAAUAAAAUAAUAACUUUUCAAAUCUACUUACAACUUGCAAGGUAAGUGAAUUAUUGCUACUUUUGGUAUGAUUUUGAUCAUUACAGUCAGUAUUUGUUCGGGGCAAUAAAUUAAAUUAUUGUUGUUUUUAGUUUUCGGAAAACAUAAAUUUACACUAAAUGAUGUGUUUUUGUUGUGGUUGAAAAUCGACUAGUUUGCAAUUAAAAUUUCCAUUAUCUCAAUUUUAUGAAUGCUAUUUUAGGACUUUUACAAUGAACUAUAUGUUUUGUUAAUGAUGUUUAUUAAAAUCGGUUGACAAUGGCAUUAUAUAUAUGACUAUAAGAUAUUUCCCAUUUCGACCGGUAAGUCAGUACUGGCAUAAUUUUUGCUCAGUCUUAACAUAAUAUCAUGAUAGUUCUACAUGUUCGUAAUGUUUUAAAUGGCGUAUUAUUGUAAUGUGUUGUGUGUACGGCAUUGGUCACUUGAAUUGUUUGGAUCAGAUGGCUGUGACCUGCUCGGUACUGUCAUGUUUUCAUCGACUUUAGUCCGGAUAGCAUGAAUCUGAAAUAAAACAUAUUAAUUAAUA